Messenger RNA from Trichomycterus rosablanca, 2399 nucleotides. It is a transcript of the gene nmi, whose product is annotated as N-myc (and STAT) interactor. The transcript is spliced from 9 exons. The record is from RefSeq and is a predicted model, not a curated record. Lineage: Eukaryota; Metazoa; Chordata; Actinopteri; Siluriformes; Trichomycteridae. Gene Ontology annotation, cellular component: cytoplasm. The coding region runs from base 86 to 1231 and encodes 381 amino acids.
GGGCGUAAAGCUACAAUUAGCUUAAAAAUAUUUUAGUUUAUUUACUUGUUUCUGGGAAGCAGCGAGUAUAGGUUUGGUUUUAAGUAUGUCUGAUUUAAAAGGGCAGACGAACGGAGAGCUUGAAACAGACACACUAGCAGAACAGGAGCUGACCGACGCAAAGAAUGAGUUGGAGAAAUUGAGAAAAUUGAUGGAGGCUGCGGACACAGAAAAAUCCAGGUUAUUCUUGGAGAAAAUGGAGACUGAUGGGAUGAAGAAAAAAGCUCAGCAGGAGACAGCAGAUCUUCUGCAAGCUGAAGAGCAAAUUGUAGUCGGCCAUGGCAAACAAAUGCAAGAUCUACAAAAAGAAAUAAUUAGCCUUAAAAAAGCUAACGAGGAUCUGGUGAAAAAACUGCAGCGAUAUAAAGAGGAGCUCAAGUCCAAGCAGGAUGAAACAGACACUUUGCAACAAAGAUUCAAGAUCAAUGCCCAGAUCCCUGAAAAGAAAAUGAAGUUUACUCAUGUAGAAAAAGAAGAGGAAUCUUCUGAGGACAACAAUGAAGACAUCAGUGCCGUGUUCGCCAUUAGACAGAGGCCAUCGAUCCUGUUAAAAGGUGGCCAAGCUCUCAUCACCUUUGAGGAAGAGAAAGUGACGGAUCAGAUUCUCAAGCUGUCAAAGUGCACUGUGACCUGCGACACAAACCGGGUUGAAGUGAAGCCAUGCCCCCUAGCUCUCCAGCCUUCUGUGAAGUUUGAGGUGCAUAUUAAGGUGUCAAAGAGGACCAUCAAGUUCUCAAAUGCUCCUCCUAUUCUGCCAGUGGAACGAAUGAGGGACAGGCUGGAGCUGAGCUUCUCGAAGCCGAGUCGUGGUGGAGGGGAGGUGGAGAAACUGGAGUAUGACCCGAAGACAGAAACAGGCUACAUUACCUUCGUUAAUACUGGAGUUGCAGAGAAUUUGACUCUAAAAGGAAAGUUCUACGUAGAUGUUGGUAAAGAGAUUGUGGUCAGUGUGGAACCACUGUUUGAAUACCAGCUGAAGAAGUUUCAGUCAUUUUCAGGAGUCCCGAAGCGUACCUUGCUGCUGAAGGACAUUCCGGAAGUAUCGGAUGAAGAAGAUAUGCAGGAUCAUUUGGAGAUCCACUUCCAGAAGCCUAGCAACUAUGGAGGAGAAGUGGAGAGCAUUAAAUAUCUGUCAAAAAGGGAUCUGAGAGCUUUCUUCUGUGAGGACUGUGCUCAAAUGGAAGCCCAAUAAGCAAAUUCUCUGCAAAUGCUGAAUUUAACCUCUUCUUUUUAAUUAAUGCCUUAAUAACAAUCAGGUUCUUUCUUAAAGCAAUCAGGGCUCUUUGCAAAACUGAUUUUAGAUAAAGUGCCUGUCCUCUUAAUUGCCUUUAUGUCAAUGAAAGAUCUAUGUGGAUGCAGACGUCUCCUUUGACGUGUGAAGUCUUCGGCCGCUUCCUUACACUGACAAGUGGUGAACACCCUAUGCUCUCUGCGUUCCUUUACCACUUGUGCUAAAAUAGUCUACAGUAGUAGUAUUAUGAAAAUAGUACUCAGGGCUGAGUAGCUACUGUAAUGAAAUGAUUGUAAUGAGAUGAACACUGUUUAAUGAUGAACCAAAAAUAUAAGCACAAUAAGCAUGUUUUAUUCUAUGCAAAAACCAUUCAUUAAUCAAGGAUUAGCUAAAAUUAAAUAAAAAGCUUUGUAAUUCAACAGGUGGUGAUUCUGCUUUCCAAGUGUUCAAAACAAUGUUGUAAAUGUGAUUGAUCCAGCUUUAACAUUACUGUGUUAAGCUUUUAAACAAGGUAAUUGUAAGGGUUCCAGCUGUACACCAGAUGGGAAUUAUGGCUCUUUGAAGAGAGACGGAUCUUUUGGCUCUGUUUGUUUUAAAGAGCCGUUCAAAAAAAUGGCUCUUCGUUCUUUUUUUUCAGGCAGCGGGAGGCGCUACUGGGUACCCCGAUACAGUAGACCGGUUAGAGUUACGAACGGUUUACCAUACGAAGAUUUCGGGUUACGAACAAUCUUUUUCAACUUAACGUACAAACAAAUUUCGGAUUACGAACUGAUUCGCAAAACAUGUGACGUCACGAACAAGUUGACUCCGAGCGUCUCUCUCUCUCUCUCUCUCUAUAUAUAUAUAUAUACUGUAUAUAUAGAGUGAACAUUCGGACAGCGGACAGUGUUUUUUAGGUGUUUUCUUUAUAUUUUGUAAAAUUCUAUGUUAAAAUGGCCCCAAAGAAUUUGCAGAGAAAGUGUAGUGGUGAGAAAAUAAAACAAUCUAAUGCUAUUUGUUGUUGUAUAAUUACUCCUGCCAGUAGCUGUCACUGUGUAUCAGACAGAGGGGACAGUGAGAGAAGAAGGAAGUUAUACUUUUGUGCAAUUACACCUACAAAAUACAACAUUAUUGAAAUAAAGAAGAAAAU